Messenger RNA from Striga hermonthica, 462 nucleotides. The record is from the annotation of a GenBank genome assembly. NCBI's taxonomy places the organism in Eukaryota, Viridiplantae, Streptophyta, Magnoliopsida, Lamiales, Orobanchaceae.
AUGGCGGAUGAGCCUGAUUUGAAGCCAAGCCCUGGAAUGACGGUUGAGGAAUGCCAGAAUAUGAUCCAGAGAAGUCUUCGAACUCCCAUGGUAAAAUUUCUGAAGGAGCACCUGGAGAAAUCAGGAUGUGGUAUUGGCAGCAAUUUCAUAAAGGCUGUCAAUUGUAAAGGAGCUACUGCUGGUGGUUAUGUUAAAGGCGAAGGGAUAGUGGUAUGUAGUAAUCACCUACAAAUCCAAGAUGAGAUACGGGCCGGCCAUCUCAGUGGAGAUUGCCAUUACAAAAGGGAAUUACUUCGUGGCUUUAUGAAGCUGAGAGGACAUGAGCAAGAUUUUGUGCGGCGAAGAGUGAUGAAAUCAGUGACAGCAAAUCCAUAUUGUUCGGAAGCAUCAGCAAAGGAUGCAAUGGAAGCUGUUUGGGAUAUUUGUUAUAACAACACUAAGCCCUUUGACCGUGCUCCUUGA